GAUACAGCAAAGGCGAAGUCAAGCUGGAAGUUACUGCUCAUUAUUAGCCCAGAACCAGGAGUUCUAGACGGAUUACGGCGAUCCCGUUCUUCGCAACAUCAUCACGCAAUUUGUCUAGAUUUUCGCUUUGAUUUCCGAAGCAAUAACUAAUUACGUCGUCUUGGAUAUAGGGCCUUCUUGGCGCGUACACCUUCACAUAACCAAGCGAACCGUUAAGAUGAGCAUUUGCUUUAUAUCCCAUUUCAAAUACACUGAUAAUUGGUUCAAAAUAUUCAAAAUGGAGAUCACGUGAUCCAGAGGUGCAGUACGGCUGCGUCACGAGAUGAACUGUGUAUAGUGUGAAUGAUGCAAACUCGCUGGAUUUCAAAACUAAUAUCAACAAUCGUGCGACAGUUUCGUGGAUAGGAUACUGGCGAUCUUGAUAGCAGAGGAUUUUACUGCAACCUGCUUUGCAUGCGUUUUCUGGGACUAACCACCGCCUUGGAAGUGCUAAAGAUGACCUGCCGAUGGAUACAUCUUGUGGUUAUGGUGACGGUGUUGGUAUAUGAAAAAUCCUGCGCAAGGAGACUGUCUAGUCGGGACAAUAAGUUCGUAUUCAAUAGAGAUCCCAAUGCCUUCUUUUACGACACCAGCGUGCUUCCUGAUGGAACAGAUGUAACAGCGUAUAUUUUCAUAGAUGAGCCAAAAAGAUACUUCUUUCUUGUUGAACAAGAGAAUGUGCCGAUUGCCAUCACCAUAACACCGUGCGCAUCACCCAUAUCCGUCACGAUACAAAUACGAGAUUUACUUGUUGGAGAGGACAGUGAUAGCCUGGGAGGGGAGCAUCUUUUUCCUCAACAGCAGCAAGAUCCCACUGCAUCCAAUGCAACAUUCCUGCAGUCAUUCUCUGGGUUUGAGCCAAUGACCUACAGAACGGAAAACAGUCCCUCUGGCAUAUACAUGAUAGACGUUGUUACCAACGAUACCAGUAGUUCUGUGAAAAUAUUGGCGUCAACGGAUCCAGCAGCCGAGAGAUUUUUCCCUGAAUUACCCCCUGAUCCGAAUAUCGUUGUGUCGUCAUCAGCACGUAGAAAACUCGUUGUAGAGUGGGAUCCGAGUCCGACGUAUACGCGGGAUAAUCAACAGAUUGAAUAUUGUUUAUCAUUUAAUACGGAUCGAAAUUACAAAAGCCUGUGUGAGGCACGUGUUAGUGCAUUUGGUGAUGUUCCCCCUACAGUACCUCCAGAUUCCGGAUUUGGUUUCGCUUUUGAAAAGAAACGACGUCGACGGAUUAAACAAGCGAGAAAAAAUGCUUUAAAAACAAACGAAGGAGUAUUUUUCACGUGCAUUGGGUCGAAAACCAGAUAUUCUUUCAAUAAGGUGGCGCCUGGGUGGUUAUACUUCGUGGACGUUUUCGCUGUCGACCCACGAAACAAUCAGAGUGUAGCCUAUCAGGGCCAGGUUGCUCGGACUAAGUACAGGCAAAAAUAUGUGAAUUUGAAAGACGCAAAAGUGGUUGAAAAGUUUAUCAAACGACGGUCUGGCCCGAAAGGGUUUAAGUAUGUUCUCCGUGGAGAUGCCGAACAAUUAGUGUUACAACUGGAGGCGUGCACGGGGGCGUAUUUUGUGGAAGUGAAGUACCAUGACAAGGUGUUGAAAGAGGCACAGUUUACGAGCCUGCUAACAUUAGACAUAAGGAAUGCAAAAGCAGGUGUGUACUUCAUUAAGGUGUCUCGGAAGAAACUCAAAGUUGCUUCCUUUCGUAUUUUCGCUACUGUUGACAGGUCAAAAACUUUGUAUCCUAUGCUUCCGAACGAUACAAGCAUACGAGUUUUCGAAAAUUUAAGUACGUGUCAUUCUGUUACAGUGGCGUGGCUGGGCACGACUGAGAGGUCACGAUACUGUUUAUACAAACGACCGGUGAAUACUAGGCAUUUAAAACGGCAACACACGCCGAUGACAAACCAGUGCACGGGCCCAGGCGGGCGGAAGAAAAGUGAAAAGAUUGUUUGUAAGAGGUUCCGCGCUCGGAACAGGAACCGAGCAGUUAUGACUGAGGUUGUCGAUGGACUUGCAGAAGAUACGACGUACGUGUUCGACGUUUACGUGACAAAGCGGAGAGGGCAUACGUUAUCAUACAAAGCGGUGCGCACAAAAACGCGAAGUAAGUGUUCGUAAUCGUAUACGAUGGUUGAUGUGGUACAAUGAACUUUCAUCACCCGUGGUAGAACACUUUCUACUUCGCGGGGAAGGAAAUUUCGAUGGGGUAUAGAAAUGGCCGUCAUGGACACCGCGAAACGGAAAGCUCGUGUGCUGCCUAAUGGCAGUCGCUAUGUCAUCGUCCCGCUCUAAACCUCUCUGACUUAUGAGGAUGAGGUUAGGGGCGAGUUUUCUCAUGGCAUUGAAAAUAGACAUGGCGAGUAAUAAAGCUGGUGUUGUCGGUACGCACUUGGAUUCAUUCCGUGCUUGCCGUGCCAAAUGUAAAUGUGAUUCCAUCGCUCAGUAAGAUAGUUUCGUAUGCUGAUGGAUGGCUCAUAGUCUUACAAAGCCAAGAUUAUCAAAUGGUCAAUGACUUUGCACCCUAUUGGUAUUCUGUUGGCAAUGAUCACAUCAGUUAUAUCUGAGGCGAUCAUUGACGGGCGUCGCCUAGGUGUCUGUCCGAGACUGAUCACCGAUAUUGCAGUCAGAAUUCGACAAGAAAUUGACGUGCAUAAUCUGAACGAUCAUUGGAUGUAUUAAUGGCAUUUACGAGACGAUUGGUACUUGUGGAACAUAUCACGGCACGAAAGGAAAUGGCUUGGGCUAAGGUACUAAAUAACGCAAGUGCGUCACUUUGCUGCGCAUCCUCAUGUCAGACGUAUUACUGACGGUGCGCAUCAUGACGAUUGGCCACCAUAACUCUGACAUAUUCCUAGCUCUAAGCGAGAUAUUUAAGUUGAGAUCUCUGACGUGGGAUUUCUGCUUUGAUGCGAUGAAGGGAUUCAUGGUGUAUGCCUGCCAAUGAACACGAUAUACGGCGAUCGGAACACAGUAAACGAUAUCUGAUGGCAUAUACGCCGUGUUACUAGCACUAAACAAUGCAUUUGGUGCUAAGGUGAUCCACGCACAUGACGUCGAACUUUGAGCAGAGAGCUCUAGUUUCCAAGCCCAGACAUUUCUUCGGAAACAGUGAAGGGGUUUGUCCAACUGUGAUGAUGAAUUAUUGUAAAUAUAUAUUUCUUUAUUUAUUCUUACGGAUGCCACGGUUUGGUACAUGUAGAUAUAAUACAGGCUGUCGAAGAAUUAUUAUCUGAUCAACUUUUUCAUGAAAGCGAUAGCAGGAGAUGUCCACGGCGACGGUGAAUGAAAUACGCGCCUACAGGGCAGUCCUUCGCCAAUGAGGUUUAGCCAUGAAAACGCAAAACUGGUUAAUCGAAAUAUGAAUAUUUUUCUUCGGAUGGUCUGUAGAUGUUAGUUGCGAAGGUGGCUGAGUGCCGAUCAGUAUUCUGGUUGUGAUAAAUUUGUAUAUAUUGAACUAUAUGUAUACUCUUCUUUUACCAGAAAGAUAAUUUAUGUUUGAUAGCGUAGUAAGCACUACAUUUGUAGAUGUAACGAUGUGGUGGGUGAGAAAUAUUAAAAGAGGGGUAAAAUACACAUAGAAGUACUGAAUGUAUAUACUAGUAUACUCUAUCCGCUGACUUAAAGAGGGUGGAUUCGCAUUCAUGAAGUCCGGUCGUUAUCUCUCAUGACAAAAGUAUGAAUUCAUGGUUAAACUGUUUAUCUUUUAACAUUUGUGAUGGGUAAACUUGCUUUUAUCGGAUUCAAAGUAUGGCUCCCAAGACGGUAGAAAAGACCGGACUUCAUCAUGUGAAACUGGCCUGGGAUCUAAGUUUUGCGGAUAGUAUUGUCAUAACGUCCACGCUUAAACAGGUUGUCCUGAAAGUGUAGAAUAGACUUCAUAGUCCAUUGAGAGCCACCUAAUCUCGAUAGCAGGGCACUGAUGAAAACCCUGAACUCCCCGUAAUUAAAUCGCAAUUUUAUGGGUUGUCGCAUUGGUCCAUGGAUAAAUGUUGUGCAUGUAGUAUUUUUGCCUCCAUUUCGGUGGCAUCAUUAUGAAAUACGCCUUAGUAUCCGUGGGAAUCCCGUAUCGAGAUAAGGUGAAGACAUUGGACUAAAUGGUGUUCAGUGUUGUUCACCUUGGCAUUGUGUGCAUGUAGAGCAAUAUUACUGUCGAAAUAGACACAUUGUUAUAUGUCAGUCGCGCCAACCAAGAUGGUUGCCAGCCCUGGUAACGAUGAAAAUCCACGGAUGAGACUAUUUGAACGCAUUUUUAUUCUUCUCCAAAAUGCACCUUUAAAUUAGGGAAGGAAUUGGAAUUACAGAGGUAGCUUUACGAUAGUAGUUACUACAUUGUACAUGACGUGUCUGGGUAUGCAGAAUCACCUCAAAAACUGUGAACAUUUGUGUUGAAAAGGGAUUUUAGAUUUGCUUUGUGUAUGAUGGGUCAGAUGAGUUGCGCAGCAUGGUUUGAUACCAAAGGGAAAACCAUGGUGGAUCCCAUGUUGAAAUUAUUCGGUUCUCAGACUGUUGUAUAUAAUCAUUAAACAUCGGAUACCAAGUAUGAGACAUACGUUUACAUGUACAUGUACUGUACUUCGAAAUCAACUCAUCAAAGUUUCUACACGUAUACUGGUGUAGCAGUUGUAUUUGCCCCCCUGGAAAAGUGUCAUUCGUUCACGUCACCGACAACUGACGAACAGAAGCUGAAUUACGUACUCUCUCCGUUGUCCUAUUGAGGUGGCUGUUGGUACUCGUAUUGAUCAUAUGGUUUCCUCACUAACCAGAGCAUAUAUGUGAUUAACAAUCCACCCACCACUGCGACUUCUUAAAUCUAUGAGCGAUUCAUCAAGAUUAACGAAGUUCACAAUUGGUAGUAUUUCAUCACUAGGUGAGACCGUUUAAUCUAGUUUGAUGUAGAAAUGUCGAGAGUUGUCGUGGCGAAUCCACCAUGUAAGCCUGACAGACUGUUGUGCAUGUGCCGUAUGUCUUGUGAACAAACUGACGCAAUAGGAAGUCAAGGGCUUUACCAGUUCAUCAUCAGUGACAGAACAACCCACCCUGUUUUGUGCUCAUGGUUUUUAGCGAAGGGGUGAAUUUUAAUUUCAAUUCUAGAGUUUAUGGCAAUUAGGUUGCUUUUGAUGGGUAUUGUGUCGGGAAAAACUGCGCCGAAGCGAUCGACCACACAAAUAUCACGAGAUCUCGCAGGGAGGCACGUGAUUUUACCAGGCUGGUUUCAGCAGUGGUUGUACGAAGGGACCGUCGAGUAUGAAGAAGCUCGCUAAGCUUUCAGUCGAAAACUUUGACUACAACGAAGAAUAUUUAACGUAAAUGUUACGUUCCAAGAAGUCUGCGUAGGAAUUUCAACUAGAUAUAAACAGGAAACGUACUGUUCAUUAUAUAACUGCCGAUUUCACAAACUUUUUGAACGAAGUACUUUUGUUUUUAAAUAUAGUAUGUUUUCCAAGAAGCUUGUCUGGUCUUGUCUCAUCUCAUUAGGUUUAAUAAUGAGCGUGGUAUAUGACUAAAGGUAGGCAACCUUAUGAUAUUCACUGGCAGAGUGUGUGUCGGGGUUGAACCCAUAGAAUAAUGGCCAAUCCUUCAUUCGGAAAAUUGCCGGGUGUACAAUUUUUGAUGGGACGGAAACAAGAUUCCGAACAUACCUACGUUCUUCAUCAAGAUGUACAUUAAUUCUUCCUUUGAAAUGCAUUUUAAUAGUGCUCGGGCUCCUUUGAUUGGAGAUCUUGCCCAGUAGUCUUGCCCUGUUUCAUAAGACCUUGUCGUAAAAGCUUUACUCCGGAAUCUCUCAUCAGUUUUCUGUGUGAACACUUACAUUUUUCCAUUUUCAAAUCUGAUAAACGAGUCCCAUUUAUCCACAAACAUCAAGUAUGGAUUAAAGAAACAUGUACAUUUUCAGGCCCUCAGACUAUCCUCUCAAAAUAAUUGACAGGGAUGCAUAACAAGGCCAGUUUAUAGCGAUUUUAUUUCUGAUUUGUCAAGGGUUACCUUUUGGCAUGCUUUGAGAGUGGAGCAGGGGCCUUUGUAAAUAGCGUAGGCAUGUCAAAUACGAAGGGGUCAUCUUUGGUCCGGUCACAAGUCGGCAGGUGCAACAUGUUUUAUCAGAAUGUUCCUUUUCCUGAUUUCCGAAUAAAAGUUCAUCCCCUUUUGUCCAAAUCAAGCGUAAGGGUGUCGUUAUGUUGACAAAUCAUUUCCUGUUUCUCAUGGUUUGGUAAUCGGAGAAAUAGGGGAGUCGCCAUGCACGACAAAUAGAUGGGGUCUUGGUAUUUGGUAUUGGUUUCUCUUACGUUAUUAAUGCUCAUGCACAAGAUGAAUCGAUAUCUUGGAA
Molecule: messenger RNA, 6361 nt
Organism: Lineus longissimus
Lineage: Eukaryota; Metazoa; Nemertea; Pilidiophora; Heteronemertea; Lineidae
Product: protein NDNF-like
Exons: 4
Coding region: 454-2157 (567 amino acids)
Molecular function (GO): protein binding
Source: RefSeq, a predicted model, not a curated record